UAAGGCAGCAGGGGCUUCUGUGCUGAGUCCCAGAGCUGAGAGUGGAGGGGAAAGAGCACUGCUUCCUGGCUGGACCCUAGCAAGAUUGCACCAUGGAGUGUAUAUAGUCGGGAAUUCCAGAGACUUCCAUUAGAUUUGGCAAUCCAUAAUUACCGUCCAGGCGAUUGGAUCCGGGUCAAGCAGUGGAAAAAGGAGCCCCUUCUGCCAACUUGGGGACCAGAAAAGCAAGUCGCCCUCGUGACGGAGGCAGCCGUAAAAGUAUUUGCGAGCGACAAAUGGAUCCAUGUUUCCCGUAUAAAGAGAGCGUCUGAACCACUUAUCAUCCAGGAACCAGGGAAGAGGGUAGCGAAGGACCCUCCAACUGGCAGGGUGAAUGAUCAAGAACCCGAAGAUAAGUGGUCCUCGAGAGGUGUACCGGGCUCUGACCUGAAACUCAAGCUUUCCAGGACAAGGAACAGUUUAUAAUCAUGAAUCCAGGACUUGUUGCUACCCAGUUGAAACUUCAGGAUGGAGAGACGGUCCAAGUGAAGGGAAAGAUCUUGCCAGAUGCCAAAGAGUUUGUCGUGAAUCUCGGCCAGGACUGUGAGCACCUUGUCCUUCACUUCAACCCGCGCUUUGACAGCAAGGGAGAUGUGAACACCAUUGUCUGCAACUCCAAGCAAAAGGGGGAUUGGCAGGAGGAGCAGAGAGACACCAACUUCCCCUUUGAGCGAGAUGGCAAAGUUCAGCUUUCCUUCACCUUGCUUUCUUCGGAGAUAAAGGUGUCACUGGCCGAGGGUCAUGAGUUUUCCUUCCCAAACCGGCUGGGCCUGAAGACCAUCGAAUACAUUGCGGUGGAAGGAGACUUCAAAGUCAAGGCUCUCAAAUUCCUCUGAUCUCCUCUGGGGUCCCUGUAGUCUUGUAACGGUGUCUGAAUAAAAUUCAGUUCUGUUCUCCCAA
Rhineura floridana is the source of this 939-nucleotide messenger RNA. RefSeq names its product 16 kDa beta-galactoside-binding lectin-like. The transcript is spliced from 5 exons. Bases 468 to 875 code for a protein of 135 amino acids. Gene Ontology annotation, molecular function: laminin binding; carbohydrate binding. The record is from RefSeq and is a predicted model, not a curated record. Lineage: Eukaryota; Metazoa; Chordata; Lepidosauria; Squamata; Rhineuridae.